Molecule: messenger RNA, 2389 nt
Organism: Ochotona curzoniae (black-lipped pika)
Lineage: Eukaryota; Metazoa; Chordata; Mammalia; Lagomorpha; Ochotonidae
Gene: GDPD1
Product: glycerophosphodiester phosphodiesterase domain containing 1
Exons: 10
Coding region: 85-1029 (314 amino acids)
Biological process (GO): glycerophospholipid catabolic process; N-acylethanolamine metabolic process
Cellular component (GO): endoplasmic reticulum membrane
Molecular function (GO): phosphoric diester hydrolase activity; phosphatidylcholine lysophospholipase A1 activity
Source: RefSeq, a predicted model, not a curated record
GGGCGAGCCGACCUCGAGCAGCCGCCGCUGCCGUUGCCGAGUUCAGAGGGACCGGAGCCGGUAGACUUCGCCCAGGGUGCCGAGAUGUCGUCCACCGCCGCUUUGUAUCUUCUGUCUACUCUCGGAGGCUACUUGGUGACCUCAUUCUUGUUGCUUAAAUACCCGACCUUGCUGCACCAGAGGAAGAAGCAGCGAUUCCUCAGUAAACACAUCUCUCACCGCGGAGGUGCUGGAGAAAAUUUGGAAAACACAAUGGCAGCCUUUCAUCAUGCAGUUAAAAUUGGCACGGACAUGCUAGAACUGGACUGCCAUAUUACAAAAGAUGAACAAGUUGUAGUGUCACAUGAUGAGAAUCUAAAGAGAUCAACCGGGGUCAAUGUGAACAUCUCUGAUCUCAAGUACCAUGAGCUCCCACCUUACUUCAGCAAACUGGAUGUCCCAUUUCAAAGAGCAUGCCAGUGUGAAGGCAAAGAUAACCGGAUCCCAUUGCUGAAGGAGGUGUUUGAAGCCUUUCCUAACACUCCCAUUAACAUCGACAUCAAAGUCAACAACAGUGUGCUGAUUAAGAAGGUUUCAGAGUUGGUGAAGCAGUAUAAACGAGAACAUUUAACAGUGUGGGGUAACGCCAGUUAUGAAAUUGUAGAGAAAUGCUACAAAGAGAAUUCCGAUAUCCCUAUUCUCUUCAGUCUGCAGCGUGUUCUGCUCAUCCUCGGCCUUUUCUUCACGGGCCUCUUACCUUUCGUGCCCAUCCGGGAACAAUUUUUUGAAAUCCCAAUGCCUUCUAUCACCCUGAAGCUAAAAGAACCACAUACCAUGUCCAGAAGUCAAAAGUUUCUCAUCUGGCUUUCUGAUGCCUUACUAAUGAGGAAAGCUUUGUUUGACCACCUCACUGCUCGGGGCAUUCAAGUUUAUGUUUGGGUAUUAAACGAAGAACACGAGUACAAAAGAGCUUUUGAUUUAGGAGCAACUGGAGUGAUGACAGACUAUCCAACAAAGCUCAAGGACUUCUUACAUUCUUUUUCAACAUAGAGAAAGAACUCAGAAGCACUCAAAGAAAACACAAAAAGACCCAAGAAAAAAUAUUUCACCAACAUUUCCCUAAGACAUUUCCAGAAUGGGUAAAGGUUUUAAUCAGUUAAGUUUUUAUUACCUCAUUUUUAAGUCUGUAUAAGAAUGUAGAAACUAUAUAUUGUAUAUUUAUUUUAAAUAAUAUUGCACAUUUUGCAUUUGUGAAUUGUCUAGAAAGAUAACUGAUUAUGAGAUGCUAAGUAGAAGAUUAUUGAUCAAGAUUUGCAUAUAUAAUGCAAUAUCCUACUAUUCUAAGUAAUUCUGAAAUCAAAGACUAUUAGAUAAAUUUGGCAUUAGCUUCCACUGGAAUCAGAUCAGCUGCUUUAGUAAAAGGAAAUUGUUGAAGACCAUUGUAAUGAUUCUGCACUGUCUUAUUAUUUCUAGGUACAUCUUAGUUAAAGGGGAAAAAUACCAUGGAAGAAAAAGCUUGGAAAGCAAAUGUAGUUAUCUAGCAAAAAUCCAUACAUUGUUAACAGGAGGCAGGCUCAAAAUAACUGCAAGUAUAUUACUUAAUUACAAAUAAAAUCUGUAGACCGAAUGAGAUUUUUUUGUUGUUGUUAAUGGGACAUUCCAUUUGGAAUCUUUCAGGUGUAUAACAAUGCUACCAUGUCUAGUUUUUUUUUUAAUGUUCAGAAGAUAUCAACUGCGAAUUAAGAUAGGAAUAACAUUUUUGUGUUUCCUUUGAAGAAAACUAAGAUUUCCAAUUUUGGCAUUAACUGACUGAGCCGACAUCUAGACUUGAAAUAACGUCCUGAGCCCUAGUGAUUAUACCCAGUUGAUGUAAAAGUACAUAUCAUUCUUUUUAAUCCUUUUGGUAUGAACCACCUGUUUUGAUGGUUAAGCAUUCAGUCGUCUGAGUAUAAAAUAGAAACAGAAUUUCCCAAAGGCUUAGACCACUUACCCAGCCUUUCUGAUGUGACUUCAUGUAAAUCUGUUUCUAAUCUUUUUGACUAAUUCCCAUAAUCUCAGUUUGGGAAGUAAAUAGACCCAAGGAGUAAUAAGUGUCUUGUACCUAGAUUACAUCUGUCAUUUGGAAUUUGCCAGCUCUGUAGCUAUAAAAGAUGACCAUAGUCUCCCGUCUGCCCUGGAUGACAUAUUAUUUGCUUUGUUAUUUAAACUGAAAUAAAGUUGUCAAAAAAGAUUCUUAAAAAUUUUUAUAGUUGUAAUUCUUUCUUAGGAUUCUUGCAUUAUAAAUAUUUUUGCUUAAUUUAAUGAGGUGAUGAGUUGAUAUGAAUAAAUGGACGUGGGAUUUCUCUCUAAAAUAUAGAAACAGUUUUAAGGUAAGGAAUUUGCUUCUUGACAUUUGAAAAAAGAACUUUAU